Molecule: messenger RNA, 420 nt
Organism: Paramecium sonneborni
Lineage: Eukaryota; Ciliophora; Oligohymenophorea; Peniculida; Parameciidae
Source: the annotation of a GenBank genome assembly
GUUUGAUAAAUGAAAUAGCAAUUAAGAUCUUAAACACCAGUACUAGGAGCAAUUCUUUUUGAUUUUAAUAUUCCACAAAUAACUAUCUCUGGCCAAUAUUAGACUAGAAAUGCUUGUUUCUUGAAAAAAUUUGGUUCAGAAAAAAAGAGAAACCCUAACAAUCCAAUAAAAUUUACAAAUCCAAGAAAAAAUCUCAAAUAUUUAUUUCUUAACUUUGAUGUCAAUGACCAAAAAUCAUAUGACAGUGACUCUGAUUAUUUAUAUAGAAAUAUGCCUAAAUAGAAAGUAAUAAAAUAAAAAAUAGAACGAAAAUCAAUGUCAAUUAAGCAUACAAAUUUAGAAAUGUCUAUAAGUAAUUUGGAGCUAAUAUAGAGACCCUUUUGUAAGCAUUUGAGAUCAAAGUCUGUAAAAUUUACUUGA